UCAUGCUCCUUCAAUCUUGAUCUGAAAUCUAUUCUCUCCUCAAUUAAACAGAUCAAAGAUAAGAAGGAGCGACGAAAUGUUAUAAAUUCAACGAUGAAAUCAAUGUUAUAAAUUGAACAAUUUUGUUCUCGUCGUAUAUAUAUAAUUAAUGGGGAAUUGCUUUCAUAGAAGUAGGAUGUGUGCUUUGACAACUCUUGAUUUUAGAAGAGGCUGUCAAGAAUGUGUACACAGGCCAAAACAUGAUGGUGUUGAACGUAAUCAUAAUGCUCAUAUUCAUCGACCUCCACCUUCAGCUUCUGCAACGAAUAAGAGACGAAGCCAUCCAUUGCCGACUCCAAACUAUUCACCACAGAUAAGCCUACACCAUGAGAGCAAGACAAAUUCGUUGCCACUGCCGAAGCCAGAAAACCCUAUUCAAGACGAAGAAGCAAGCUGGGCAAUUGGAGCUUGUAUUCUUCCAUUGCCAACUUCAGAGUCCGAGAUUCUAUCAGCCCCGAAUCUAAAGUCAUUUUUAAUGGAUCAGCUGAGUCGAGCUACCUCAAAUUUUUGUGAGGAUAGCUUGCUCGGAGAAGGCGGAUUUGGCUGCGUGUAUAAAGGCUGGUUGGAUGAGAAAACCCUAAAUGCUUCAAACCCUAGUUCAGGCUUUCCGGUCGCUAUCAAGAAGCUCAUCCAUUCUGGCUUCCAGGGUCAUAGAGAGUGGCUGUCGGAAGUGAACUAUCUAGGCCGACUUCACCAUCCGAAUCUAGUGAAACUCAUUGGAUAUUGCUUAGAAGGCGUAGAUCGGAUUCUGGUGUAUGAGUUCAUGCCCGGAGGCUGCUUGGAGGAUCUAUUGUUCACCAGAUCAAAAAAUUGUCCAGUUCUUUCAUGGGUAACAAGGGUUCAUGUAGCUGUAGGAGCAGCACGAGGGUUGUGUUUCCUACACGAGCUGCAAUCGCCGGUCAUAUAUCGCGAUUUUAAGGCGUCCAAUGUGUUGCUAGAUUCUGAGUUCAACGCAAAACUUUCGGAUUUUGGACUGGCAAAAACUGGCCCCACUCAGUCUCAGACUCAUGUAACCACCAGAGUAAUGGGCACCGAAGGUUAUUGUGAUCCACGCUAUAUUGCCACAGGAAAAUUGACGGUAAAAUGCGACGUAUAUAGCUUCGGAGUGGUGCUACUAGAGCUGCUAACGGGACGUCCGGCCAUCGACGAGACAAAGUUUGAGGAGGAGAAGAAUUUGGUAGAAUUGGCAAGGCUUCAUAUUAAUGACAAGGGCAAAUUGUUCAGAAUGAUGGACACAAGGUUAGAGGGACAAUAUUGCAAGAGAAGUGUUUACAUUGUUGCAAAUAUAGCGUUGCGAUGUUUAAAUCUCGAGCCCAAAUAUCGGCCGCCUAUGACUUACAUAUUGGAUAUUCUUCAAAACCUUCCUUCCUAUAAAUCACAACAUUGA
Salvia hispanica is the source of this 1426-nucleotide messenger RNA. RefSeq names its product putative serine/threonine-protein kinase PBL18. Lineage: Eukaryota; Viridiplantae; Streptophyta; Magnoliopsida; Lamiales; Lamiaceae. Gene Ontology annotation, molecular function: ATP binding; protein kinase activity. The record is from RefSeq and is a predicted model, not a curated record. Gene Ontology annotation, biological process: protein phosphorylation.